AUAAUUUAUAUUUAAAAAGUAUUGAAUAAUUCUAGAUAAUUAUGAAAACUGAAAUAUUUAAAGUUCCACAAAAAAUACCUCAAGAUUAUGUUAAGGACGUUGAAGCAAGUAUACGAUAUAUGAAGGAACAUAUAGAAGAACGUGAUAAUAGCUAUCAAUGGAGUCUAGAGGAUUUUGAAAUUGGUGCUCCUUUAGGAAGAGGUAAAUUUGGUAGAGUGUACCUAGCCAGAGAAAAGACAACUCAUUAUAUGGUUGCUCUAAAAACACUCUUUAAGACUGAACUAAUGAAAUCUAGAGUUGAGAAACAAGCUUUACGUGAAAUAGAAAUUCAAUCACAUUUGAGACAUCCUCAUAUCUUGCAAUUAUUAACAUAUUUUCAUGAUGAAAAACGAAUAUAUUUGGUACUUGAAUUUGCGGCAAGAGGUGAACUCUACAAAGAAUUAAAGCGUCAACCAAAAGAACGAUUUAGUGAACACCUCUCUGCCAAAUAUACUUAUCAAGUUGCAGAUGCACUGGAAUAUUGCCACCAAAAUAAUGUUAUUCACCGAGAUAUAAAACCAGAAAAUUUAUUAUUAACACACAAUGGAGAUAUUAAGUUAGCUGACUUUGGUUGGUCUGUUCAUGCACCUUCAACAAAGCGCAAUACAAUGUGUGGAACACUGGAUUAUCUUCCACCAGAAAUGGUCACUGGCCAAAAAUAUGAUAUCUACGUUGAUCACUGGUGUUUAGGAAUUUUAUGUUAUGAAUUUCUUGUUGGUCGCCCACCGUUUUUGAGUGAAACAUCUGAUGAAACUUAUGCAAAAAUUAAGAGUGUAGUCAUUCCCUGGCCUUCGCAAGUAACACCUGGAGCAAAGGAUCUCAUAUCAAAAUUGAUUAAACGAAAAAGUACAGAUAGAAUACCAUUAGAUUGUGUUAAAAAUCAUUUUUGGAUACUUGCACAUAAGGAUUUACCUAAUUGAAUAUGGAAAAAGGUUUCUAACUCAAAUAAUCAUUGAUGUUCAUUUUAUUAU
Messenger RNA from Ceratosolen solmsi marchali, 1010 nucleotides. It is a transcript of the gene aurB, whose product is annotated as aurora kinase B. Gene Ontology annotation, biological process: protein phosphorylation. The transcript is spliced from 2 exons. The record is from RefSeq and is a predicted model, not a curated record. Lineage: Eukaryota; Metazoa; Arthropoda; Insecta; Hymenoptera; Agaonidae. Gene Ontology annotation, molecular function: ATP binding; protein kinase activity. Bases 42 to 959 code for a protein of 305 amino acids.